This is a messenger RNA of Daldinia caldariorum, 1713 nucleotides long. Its product is annotated as putative dimethylaniline monooxygenase. Bases 1 to 1713 code for a protein of 570 amino acids. The transcript has 11 exons. Lineage: Eukaryota; Fungi; Ascomycota; Sordariomycetes; Xylariales; Hypoxylaceae. The record is from RefSeq and is a predicted model, not a curated record.
AUGAACGGCCAUGUAGAUAACAGCACCUAUGUCAUCCCCGACACCUUAUUAGGUUCCCGGCGACCGAUCAAGGUCAUCGUCAUUGGCUUUGGUUUUACCGGUAUCAAUAUUUCCUACGUUCUCGGCCGUCAAACCAAAAAUAGCAAUAUCACAUUGCAGUUUUAUGAUAAGAACCCGGAACUCGGUGGUACAUGGUUUGAAAAUACGUUAGAGCCCCUAUAUCCUUUCUUUUCCGAACCUUGGGCGACGAUAUUGACUCAUAGGAUACAAACAGAUAUCCUGGAUGUCGAUGCGAUGUGUAAACUUCCAGUUUUCGUGGCAUCCAAACCCAGCGUGGACAAGCUAGAGAUUUUAGCUUAUUUACGUGAUGUAGUUUCACAUCACGAUCUCGACUCCAAUGUGAAAUUGAACCACCGUGUCACUGGUGCUUGGUGGGAGCAAGAUAAAGGUCGGUGGAAAGUUAAGAUUCAGCCCAACGAUGACCCCGGCUCUGCGUUUUAUGACUAUUCCGAAAUCUUGAUCAACGCUACUGGGGUGCUGAACAAGUGGAAAUGGCCGGAUAUCCCUGACCUUGAGAAGUUUAAGAAUAAGGUGCAUUCGGCCGCUUGGGAUCAUUCGAUUGAGCUUACCGAUAAGGAUGUUGGAAUCAUCGGAAACGGGAGCAGCGCCGUUCAGAUUCUAACUUCUAUAUUUGACAAAGUGAAACACAUCGAUAACUUCCUACGCUCACCUACCUGGGUCACGACAGGAAUGGCCGUCAAGUACGCCAGCAACGACACUCCGAAUUUCAAAUUUAGCGAAGAGCAAAAGAGGAUCUUUGCCGAGAAACCAGAAGAGUAUCUCGCGUACCGAAAGGCUGUUGAAAUGGAGAUGAACCCGGACUUCUCUAUCGCGAUUAAAGGGACCAAGAAGCAGCUAGAACUUGCUGAGUUUGCAAAGAAGGAGAUGCAACGCAAGCUGGUAGCAAAGCCUGAACUGGCUGAGAAGUUAAUUCCUCCAGAUUUCGCCGUAGGCUGUAGGAGACCCAUACCAGACAACGGAUACCUCAAGGCACUCACAAGCGAAAAAUGCAAUGUAACUUUCUCCAGAAUAGUCGAAGUUACGGAGCAAGGAGUCACUACAGAGGAUGGAGUGAACCACAAGCUGGAUGUGCUAGUAUGUAGCACCGGCUUCGACGUGUCGUUUAGGCCUAGGUUCCCGAUCAUCGGGAAAGACGGCAUAGAUAUGAGGGAGAGCUUCAAAGACUCCCCGCAAACGUAUCUGAGCACCAUGGCUCCCGACUUUCCCAAUUACUUCAUGGUGGUCGGGCCAUUCGGUCCCUACGGUCACGGCUCCAUCAUCCCUGCUAUGGAGGCGCUCACGAGACACGUCGCCCUGGUGCUCGAGAAGUUCCAGACGCAGAACAUCAAGUCGCUAGUGCCCAAGAAAGACGCAGUGGCCGAGUUCAGGCAGCACCAGGAGCUGUACAUGAAGAGGACGAUCUGGAACGCGCCGUGCAGGUCGUGGUUCAAGCUGGGCCCGCGGGGUGAGCAUAUCAUGAUGUGGCCGGGCAGCCGCCUUCACAGCUUCGAUAUCUUGUUGAACCCGCGCUGGGAGGACUACGAGUGGGAGUAUCUAUUGGGAAAUAGAUUCAGCUACUGGGGAAAUGGGUUCACCACGGCAGACCUUGAGGAUGAGGGGACUGACAAGGCGUGGUACAUUGCAGGCAUUUGA